AUGGCUCUUAGAUUUACUGAGGCGGAGAAGGGAAAACAUCAGCUGAAAGAUGAUAACGUCGGAGAAACAACUCCCACUCCAGCUUCUGACCGUCAGAUGAACAUACUCCAGGAAGAGAAUCCACGUGAAACCUCAGGAGUAAGACAAGGAAACUCUCCAAUCCCUACUAUGGAGGAGGUUAUGGAAGAGUUACACAAUGCUACAAGGAGAUACCUGAACUAUCCUGACCCGGUGGAAGCAGCGGCAAGACGCCAGCGUGUCCUCCAUGGAGAUGCCAACGGCGAAAUGGAGGACGCGGCUGCAGGUAUCAUUAAAGCAGCAAGGGAGAAACAGAACCUAGCUCGUCGUGCAUUAACUGCAGAUAGUAAUCCAGUCACCCCACCCCCUCUACAGUUUAACCCUCUUCCUACACCCCUUUCUCCUGAGAGAUUUGCGGAGCAUUCACCAACAAUGAGAGGAAGAGAGGAGUUAGACUUGGCUCCCUGUAGUAGUGAGGCCCCGAUACAAAGAAACCAAACAAACUCCUUGGCGGGAGGGAAUGGACCUGCAAGACUCAGCUCUAUAAUUGUUAGUCCUAUUUUGGACAGGGGGUAUGAAAUUCAGGCAUCAAUAGAAGCAGAGGAAGCUGCAAUGGGAGAGGAGCCUCCCCUAGGACCACAAAACAAAAAGAAGUAUAAGCCGAGAAACACAGCUCGAACACCUAGAUCGCCUAGACUGACGCCAAACAUUCUUAGAGGCGCUAGCUCGAAGAAGAGAAACAUCUCACAACUUAACUGCUCACCAGGGAAUUGA
This is a messenger RNA of Eruca vesicaria subsp. sativa (arugula), 792 nucleotides long. The record is from the annotation of a GenBank genome assembly. Lineage: Eukaryota; Viridiplantae; Streptophyta; Magnoliopsida; Brassicales; Brassicaceae.